GUUUAUUUUCAUUUUAUGCAUUUAAGUGUGUGCCUGCAUAUCUAUCUGUCUGUGUACCACAUGGGAGUCUAGUGCCCAUAGAGGCCAGGAGAGAGCAUUGUAUUUAUUGGAACUGGAAUUACAGAUGGUUGUGAGCCACCGUGUGUGUGCAGGUAAUCAAACUGGGGUCCUCUGGGAUAGCAGUCAGGGUUCCUCACUGCCAAGCCACUCUCCAGCCUUGGCAUCGCAUUUUUUUGUUUGUUUCUUUCUUUUUGGUGUUUGGAAACAGGGUUCUCUGUGUAGCUUUGUGCCUUUCCUGGAACUCACGCUGUAGCCCAGGCUGGCCUCGAACUCACAGAUAUCCGCCUCAGGCAUAGCAUUUUUAUGGUGUUGGGCUCAGCCAAAAAAUAGUAAAAUAAGUAACAUGGGUUUCCUGGUGACUCUGUCCUGGUGUAAUGACCCAAAACUCUUGGUUUUCCUCCUGAGUACCUUGGCUCAUAUGGCCUCCUGGAAGCCAGUCAGCGCACCGAGGGUUUCUGGCUUUGUGACAGAGGUCACAUCCACACUAAUCUUCUCUGUCUUGCAAGCGCUAUGAACUAACCCUGUGGGUCCUACUCUGGUCGGAUAGCUGGUCACAAGACACGCCUUCUUCUAGAAAGGUCCUGAAGGGCAGGCCAAGGAAAAUGCACACAAGUUGACCCUGCAGUCGUGGCCGAUCCAGGCUCUCGGGCGCCAGUUCCCACCUCCCUGCCCGGUCACUGCUCACCAGGCAGUCUGCGGUUUAGUCAUGGCCGCUCCAUGCGGUCCCCAUGAAAUGUCCCAAUCGCUGAACUGGGGAGAAUGGCCCUGGGAGGGUCUCAGGGACCCUGGUCCCAUAGACAACCAAUUAAAAAACGUUUCUCCAGUCCUACUGUUUAUUAAUUUUAUUUCACCUUUUUUUAAUGUUUUUUUUCAAGACGUGGUCUCAUUAUGUAGCCUAGGUUGUCCUGGAAUCCGCCUGCCUCUGCCUCCGAGUGCUGGGAUUAAAGGCAUGUCACACAGUUCAGCCUAGGGUGGAACUUGUGGUUCUCCUGGCUCAGCUUGUUCAUGCUCAUGUGCGGACACGAAACCCCACGCUUGGCUUCACCUUUCUUUUUUUUUUUUUUUUUUUUGGCUCUGGUGAGGGGAUCCUCUUGGCCCUCAGACACUGCUUCUCAUUGCUCUGGGGUCACAGCAAGCCAGGGCAAGAUGGCAGGUGCCAGACCCGAGGAGGACGGCAGCCCCACAGCAGGCCUCACACACACACCCCCUGCCACCCAGUUCUCUGCUACUGAAUCCUCAAGUCAUGAGCUCGGCUGAGUCGCCACCUCCCUGGCCCACCGUGCCCGGCUGACUGACCGCAACCUAUGAUUAGGCACCCACAUUCCUCACGAGGGCUCACAGCCCACAUCCAGAAGAAGGCAUCAGAUCCCAUUACAGAUGAGCCACCAAGUGGGUGCUGGGAAUUGAACUCUGGACCUCUGAAGGCGCAGCUCGUGCUCUAAAACGCUGAGCUAUCUCUCUAGCUCCGUUUGCUCUUUAAUUUUUUUGUUUUAUGCAUUGCCAGAGAUUGAACCAGGGCCUCACAGCUAGCAGGCAAGUGAUCUCCAUUCAUGUGCAUCCAGAACCUUUGUUGUUGUCUGAGACGGUCUCUGCCUGCCUCUGCUUCCUGAGUGCUGGGAUUAAAGCCCAGCCCCCACCUUGAACUUUGUCUCAAACCCCAGAGGGCUGGGAUGACGCGCCUGUGGAUGCAGCGCUGUGGAUGGAAGGCAAGGUGCCCUGGACGCUAGGCAAUCACAAACUGCUCCAGCCUGAGCCCCAAUGUGUAUUUCAGAGUCCACACACUUGCUUCAUCCACUGUACAGAUGAGGAAAAUGAGGGCCCGAGUGGACCCAAAACCUCGGACCACGGCCACCUUCCAAAGCAGUGUGAACGACAGGGUUACAGCCGUCUGAGGGCAGAUGCUCUUUGCGUGACUACAGAUGGCCCCCACUUCCCCCCCAAGUCUCCUCUCUGUGGAUAUCUCAAAACGUCAAGCAGGGCCCGGGUUUCGGCCACCCACCCGCGGGUCUUGAGCCGGCAACACAGAGCUCUCCCCACCGCAGGACCCAAGAAAAAAAGGCCCCCAGAUACACGACGGCGGACCGGCACGCGCGCGGCCUUAUGGGAAUUGUAGUCAAGUCUCCGUCUCCGCCUCGAGCAGGCCCCGCCCACGGAACUACGUUCCCGUCGUGCCCCGCGGCAGGAGGCGGGGCGGGCCCCGUUGCUAGGACUUGGAGAAGCGUGGCGCUCUCGCGGGCGUCCCUCAGUCGAACACCGCUGAGGAUGGAGUCCUCCUCGGGCCUCGCAGAGCCGCCUGAGCCUGAGAAGGCUGGAAGUGAGGAGCGAGAGCCGGCGCAAUGGCAAGCCCUCCCCGUCCUGUCCGAGCAGCAGUCGGGGGCCGUGGAGCUGGUGCUGGCCUACGCCGCGCCUGUCCUGGACAAGCGCCAGACGUCCCGCCUGCUGCGGGAGGUGUCCGCCGUCCACCCGCUUCCUGCCCAGCCCCACCUCAAGCGGGUGCGCCCCAGCCGCAGUCCCGCCGCCGGCGGCGCAUCAGAUCUGCUGCUGUGCCUGGCAGGGCCCUCCGCAGGCCCGCGCUCGCUGGCUGAGCUCCUCCCCAGCCCGGCCGUGGACCCGCGUGGCCUGGGCACACCAUUCCUGGUGCCCGUGCCCGCCCGGCCGCCGCUCACCCGGAGCCAGUUUGAGGAGGCGCGGGCCCACUGGCCCACGUCCUUCCACGAGGACAAGCAGGUGACCAGCGCGCUGACCGGGCAGCUCUUCUCUGCGCAGGCGCGAGCGGCCAUGCAGAGCCACAUGGAAGAGGCCGUGUGUGCCGCCCGGAGGGCAGCUGCCCAGGGCCUGCGGGCGGUGGGCGCUGUGGUGGUGGACCCAGCCUCGGACCGCGUGCUGGCCACAGGCCAUGACUGCAGCGGCCUGGCCAGCCCCCUGCUGCACGCUGUCAUGGUGUGCAUCGACCUGGUGGCCCAGGGGCAGGGCCGUGGCACCUGUGACCUCAGACGCCACCCGGCUUGCUCCUUCGCCCCGGCUACCGCCGCCCAGGGUGCACGUGCUGGCAGCGUGCGCAAGCUGGAUGAGAAUGAGGAUGGCCUGCCCUACGUGUGCACCGGCUACGACCUGUAUGUUACCCGCGAGCCCUGCGUCAUGUGUGCCAUGGCCCUCGUCCACGCCCGCAUCCAGCGCGUCUUCUAUGGGGCGCCCUCGCCCGAUGGCGCCCUGGGCACGCGCUUCCGUGUCCACGCGCGGCCAGACCUCAACCACCGCUUCCAGGUGUUCCACGGCAUCCUCGAGGACCAGUGCUGCCAGCUGGACCCCGACCCGUAGGCCUGGUGACCUUCCACUUCCAGACUGUUCUCUGCUCCUGGCCAGCCCACAUCCCCCGAAGCUCCAUGGCCUUGGACCCUGGGGGCCUCACCCUCCGUGUCUAAGGACACUGACCA
Peromyscus californicus insignis is the source of this 3494-nucleotide messenger RNA. RefSeq names its product secretory carrier-associated membrane protein 4. The record is from RefSeq and is a predicted model, not a curated record. Gene Ontology annotation, biological process: protein transport. The coding region runs from base 2161 to 3378 and encodes 405 amino acids. Lineage: Eukaryota; Metazoa; Chordata; Mammalia; Rodentia; Cricetidae. Gene Ontology annotation, cellular component: trans-Golgi network membrane; recycling endosome membrane; cytoplasm. Gene Ontology annotation, molecular function: tRNA-specific adenosine-34 deaminase activity. The transcript has 2 exons.